Grosmannia clavigera kw1407 is the source of this 4407-nucleotide messenger RNA. RefSeq lists its product as uncharacterized. The transcript is spliced from 2 exons. The record is from RefSeq and is a predicted model, not a curated record. The coding region runs from base 1 to 4407 and encodes 1468 amino acids. NCBI's taxonomy places the organism in Eukaryota, Fungi, Ascomycota, Sordariomycetes, Ophiostomatales, Ophiostomataceae.
AUGUGCACAGACAACAAUGUCGACAACGCAAUAAGUACGAGGCCAAUUCCAGGCUCUUCAUCAUCAGCCCGGCUUGGCUCUCCUUCGUCUGUCUCUGUGUCGUCGUCUUCGCCUUUUUCUGCCGCCUUCUUGUCGAUGGCCGGUGUUUCCACCACGACGCCCUUAUCAUCUCUAGACGGCUGGGAGGCUCGCUCUCCCACCAGCGUUAUGGGUCGCACUAGAGCGGAUGUCGUGGCCAGCCAUGGAGCCUUGGAUGCGAAUGUGGAGAGCGGUGCGACGCGUAGCUCGUGCAGCAUCGAGGUCGACUCCCAUAGCCUACCUAGAGAAGUGGCCUCUGCGUCUUUCCCUGCCCAAUCCCGGCCGCCUGCACAAGUCACCGAAGCAUCGCAUAGGGGAGCGGCGGGUCCACAAUUCCUCACGAACUCGAUACGACAAAACAACCUUCUCGGCUCCAACGACUUCAUCAAUACUGACGCAACCGAAUCUUCCACCUGCCCAGCUUCGGUCUCACAGGCAUCGCUAUCGUCAUCGACACACCAGCUCACAUCCUUUAGGACGGCAGAAACCCCAUCUAGCUACAAGUGCCUGGUGAGUAAGAAUCAUCUUGGUCAGGCCGCUUCAUUCUCGUCAGCGUUGGUGCGACCUAAAUUUUUGAAAUCGCCGCCGCCGCCACAACAGCCUGCCAUUGUGCGUACAACCUCGUCACACAGAAAACUUGCCCUGCGGCAGCCUGUGCCAGACACAAACGUGCGCUCGGGGGCUUUUGCUGGCAGCAUCGCACAGCUUGAAGCCUCUGCCGAACGCCUCUCCAUGACCAGUUCCAUUGACGACGCCAUUCGGGAAGAGCACCAGGAGCUUAAGCGCAGCGACAGCAGACGGUCCUCCAUUUUAUCAGCAAGCAUCCGACAGAUCGCAGCGCAGACAGCUUCAGACUCGAGUUUUACGCUCGUCGAUACCUCUUCCUUCCAGUGUCGACCCACUUUUUCCAGACGAAACUCGAUCAUCGAGCUAAACAGCGCCUUACGAACGGCUGUUUGCUUUUCUCCAAGCAAUCACAACAUGUCCUCAACCUCCUCUGUAUCCGGUACUGGCCUACGGCGACCGGGGAGCAAAGGAAACAGUAUAGAUAAUGGCAACAUAUUACCUGCUGCCGGGGAGCAAUCAACUGCUGCGAAUAGCGGCCUCCCCUUUAUGUCUCGUCACGGGCCGGGGAAGGCUUCGGUUCACAGCAACCGAUCUGGUCCACUAGUCCUCCCAGAAAUCACCGAGACAGAUCCGCGGACGACCCUGACUUGGAAUGCUUUAGAUGACGCCGGCCGUUUGAUGGCUUCCGAAAGUAACCGUGGAGAGGGCGCGACCCAUUCGGAAGCCCACGGGCAUCCUGUGCCUGAUCAAAUAUCUGUCUCGAACGCUCACGUCAACGAUUUGACAAACAAUCAUGAAUUCUGGGGGUUGCCAGCCGCAGGAAAAAAUGCUCAACACGCAAAGCAUAAUCCCACGGCGUUUGAGGACUACCGACCGUAUACUUCGGAAACUAACGGGCCAUAUGGGGGUUCCCACGGUGAAGGUAUUCAACAACAGAGAGGUCGUGAACGGCCAACAUCGUCAGCUUCAGUCGGCACAUACGAUCAGGCAGAAGCGGCCUUUGGUGAUUUUGACGGGGUCCAUUGCGACCCGGACGCGGCGAAUGACCACCCUGUGCCACGUCAACUUCAGGCCGAUGUACCCCCACCACUGCAGCUGCCGCGCCACUCGCUACCGCCGCGGCCGACUUCAUAUUUCGAUCCCGGAAGUGGUCGCCAGAUGUUGUACUAUCCUGCGCGCGUGCCUGCCAUGCUAUCACUACCUCCCAAACUGUCCAAGAAGCCCAAAGCCGCCGACAGGAACAACAGACGAUCUCAAGUCCUGAGCAUGUUUGUUCAGUCAGAGUCAAGCCCUAGAGAAGAACAACAUCAGACACAUAAUUGGCUUCCAGAUCCCCUAGCAGGGGACCUCGGCUCUCCCCUAUUGGACACGGAAGAGCUCACCAAUGAUGCGGCUGUACUGGGCCUGUCAGCCCCAACGCAAGCUGCCCGAGCAGCAAUUAGAAACUCUGAGUCAUUUGUCGAAAGCUCCCCGUUACCAGAUGCAGGCACACCUGUGGUGGGUGACCCAAGAGCCACCGCUGGGCCAUUAGGUGGAAGCUCGGCACCGGGACCGAGCAACCUUGGCCGCCCACCUCGCUUGGUAGACCCCGAGAGACGCAAAUCGCGAAUGGCAAUGUUGAGUUCGCUUCCGCCCCAGUUAAGGGCCUCCGCUUUUUUCGAUUUACCAGCAUCUACGGCCGAUGUGCAGGUAAAGAACGGAUCUGCUAUGGACACGCUUGACAGCAUACUUGACGCGGCAGCAAGCGCUCCUGUGAGUGCGUUUACCGAUCAUGCAUUUGCUGGCAGACUAGGCGCGGAAGUAUAUGGGAUGGGAAAGAAGCGCAACAAACGCAACACUAUCACCGUUUCCGGGGCGUCUGGAAGUUCAAGAGAAGGCAAAGGUAAAAACACCCCCUAUGCGGAUCAGAAAGACGACCAUGCCAAAUCCAAAACUCGCGGCUCGUUCGUAUCACUAGUUGGACACAUAAGGAAGGUCAACGAACCUGUGGGCAAAGAUGAUGAUGAUCAAUCUACCAGGAGCUCAGCCAACAGACGCCACGAUAUCACAGCCGAUGGCGGUGGAGAUGGAGUGCCAAGCCUUGAGAGGGAGGGCACAGCGAGCUUAUUAGCGCCUGAUGAAGACGAGCAGUCUGCCGAAGAGGAUGCAGAUGUGGACCAGGGUGAGAAUGGUGAAGAUGGAGACGAACUAUAUGAAGGUGCGCCAACUACUCUGCUUGCCGAACUUCAGUUGCGUAAACAGCAACAGAAGCUGCGUACGCAGCCCGCAUACAAAGCAUUCCCCAACGGGAUGCACUCAACUCUUUUGGAGCUAGAUGCUGUGGCAGAGAUCGAACGGAAAGCUCGAAAGGGUAAAAAGGUGAACUUGGCGUGGGAGGACCCAUCUAUGAAUCAUGGUGAGGACGAUGACGACGACGACGUACCGUUGGGCUUGCUGUUUGCCGCCAAGGCUGCCGGGCAUGGCGACAUAUCGGCAGUGGUGGCUGAAAUAAACCGACCGCUUGGCCUGAUUGAGAGAAAGGAGCUUGAAGACAACGAGCCGCUUAGCAGACGCCGCGACCGGCUGCAAGGCCGCAACCCUGGCGUCAACAUGUAUCUCGCUAGAGGUGACAAUGCCAUGAAGCGCCAAAAUAUGCUAGGGCUGACACCGACCAUGGCUGCCGUCAAUCGGCAGCUUGGUGGUGCUGGUCUACCAGACAGGGCAGCGGACAUCAGCGAUGAGGUGGGCGAGGUUGAGGAUGAGCCAUUAGCUGCCAGACUGCGCAGAAUCAAAGCCAAAGAGGAAAGUGAACUUCCCAAGGCGCGUCCUGUCAGCACCGCUUUUUCGGCCGAGCUCCUGAGCCAUUUCGGCGACCCUGAGGAAGACGCCAAGGAAAGAUUAGAAGGCGGUGAGAAGGGCACGGCCAAAGACAGGGCCAAAUUGGAGCUAGCAGAGGAAGAGGAGACACUGGGUCAACGUCGCCGUCGGCUGCAAGCCGAGAGGGAAGCACGAGAGACGGAGAUGUUACUCACCGGCGGUGCCUUUGAUACACCUACCUUCAAUAACCAAGCUUUGGACGCCCUAACGGGCACCGACCAGCUUACGCAGCGCAUUUCCAUGGCCAAUGUCCUCAGCGCUCACCCACUAGAAUCUGCACGUGGGGCGCGAGAUCCUCGGGAAGCGGAGCGGCAGCAGAAAGCAAACUCAGCAGCACGUGCAGCUCGCGAAAAGGAGCAGAGGAUGGCAGCAAUGCGCGCACAGAUGCCCCAAGCAACCCCCACUACCAGCAUCGGUGAUGGCUUGUCCAAAACUAGCGGGUUCAUAGGCGGGCAAUAUAACAGCAACGGCGGUGGACUGGGCAUGUCGUCACUGAUGCCGCAGACUAGUGGACCUGCUCUUGGCCCCUGGGUAACUUCUGGAGGCAUGACUAGGCCAGCGGGAAAUGCUGUGCGUCUGAACUCGCUUGCGGCCGUGAACCACCCAGGCGGCAUGGGACUCUAUCCCGGCAACAUGGACCCGAGACAGAGCAGCAUGGCAACGCGCGCGAACACGAUGCACAACGGAUAUGGAUAUAGCCAUGCUUAUGGUGUAGGUCAGAGCCAGGCCUUAGGUGUGGGCAUGGCUGCCGGCCCCUUCUCGGGCGCCGGCUUUGGUGUUGGCUUUGGCACCAAUUCUUACGCGGGCUAUGCUCCCCAUUCGCCGUCGAUGCCCAUGCAGAUACCUGUCCCGCCGCCAGGACAGGUAGAUCGCGUCGAGCGAUGGCGGCAGAGUGUGAUGCCUUGA